GACCCACCAAAAUGGGCGGGGUUUUAACCGGAAGCCGACCUUUUUAAACCGGAAGCUGAGCUGUCGGCAGUGUUUUGGAGGUUGGCCGUCACGUGAGGUGCAGUCGUCACCGGGAGGGAGAGCAAAGACAUGGCGACGGAGCCUUCGCCCAAGGUCAUCUUUGAACAUGAGGGAGUCUUCCUCCAUCCCGGCAGCGAUGAAGAUAUCGAACCAGACUUCCUGGUUUCAGGAUCCCUCCGGAUCCUUGACAAGGACGCUGAGAUCGUGGUGGAGUACAGACCUCUGGAGGACACCGUAGACCCCUCAAACAUGCUGUGUGCUGGAAAGGACUCCAGCUCGGUGGUGGGGUGGGCCCAGUGUCCGGGGGACCGCCCUCAGUCUCAGCAGCUGCUGGAGACCCAGCUGAGCUACGAGACUGAGUGGGACAUGGUGAACGCCGUGUCAUUCAGGAAGAGGCGGAGCUCCAAUGCUGAAGGCUCUCUGAACACCAGCCACGAGAAGAGCCGCUGGGCGUUCAGCUUCAGCGUCAGCGACCUCCGCUCCAUCACAGUGAGGGAGGAGGGGUGGACCUUCCUCAUCCUCCAGCUGAAGGACGCCUCCACCCCUUUGCCACAUCUGCACUUCCACCAGGGCGGCAGCAGAGCGUUCCUGGACAGCCUGAGGAGAUUCGCUCUGCUCACCGAGGCUCCAGGCGAUAACACGUGUCUUCUGGUCAGCACUCCAAACAAAGCUCUGUCCCAGUCCUUCGAGAACCUUCUGGACGACAACAACUUCGGCCUGAUUCACAAGUUCAAACGGGACCCGUAUGUCACCACGCUGGGCGGCUUCUCCAAAGUCACAAACUACCUAUUCGACGCCCUGCGGGGGACAGAAGAGCAGCAGCAGCGCCCCCCAGAGGAGGUGGCAGACCUGCUGGGCGAGAUCAUCCCGGGGCUGGAGAUCAACCAGCAGGAGGAGCCGGGCUUCGAGGUCAUCACCAGGAUUGAUCUGGGAGUAAGGCCUGAGGUAAGCAGGAAGGCACCGCUGUCUGCAGACGACUGGGCCAGACACCAGGAUCCAGACGGGAGGAUGAAGGACGUCCAAGACCUGAAACACGCCAUCUUCAAAGGGGGUCUGUAUCACGCUGUGAGGAAGGAGGCCUGGAAGUUCCUGCUGGGUUAUUUUCCCUGGGAGAGCACGCACGAGGAGAGGAAGACUCUGCAGAGAGAAAAAAUUGACGAAUACUUCAGGAUGAAGCUGCAGUGGAAAUCAGUGAGUGAGGAGCAGGAGAGGCGGAACUCCAGACUGAGAGACUACAGGAGUCUGAUCGAGAAAGACGUGAACCGAACAGACAGAACGAACCGCUUCUACGAAGGCAUCGACAACCCGGGCCUGGUCCUGCUGCACGACAUCCUCAUGACCUACUGCAUGUACGACUUCGACCUGGGUUACGUUCAGGGGAUGAGUGACCUGCUCUCACCCAUCCUCUAUGUCAUGGAGAACGAGGUGGAUGCCUUCUGGUGCUUUGUGGCCUUCAUGGACCAGAUGCACACCAACUUUGAGGAGCAGAUGCAGGGCAUGAAGACUCAGCUGAUCCAGCUCAGCACGCUGCUCAGACUGCUCGACCUGGCCUUCUGGAACUACCUCGAGUCUCAGGAUUCAGGAUAUCUGUACUUCUGCUUCCGCUGGCUGCUCAUCAGGUUUAAGAGAGAGCUCAGCUUCGUGGACGUGCUGCGGCUCUGGGAGGUGAUGUGGACCGGGCUACCCUGUGAGAACUUCCACCUGCUGGUCUGCUGCGCCAUCCUGGACUCAGAGAAGCAGAAGAUCAUGGAGGAAAACUACGGCUUCAACGAGAUCCUCAAGCACAUCAACGAGCUCUCGAUGAAACUGGACAUCGAGGAGAUCCUGCAGAAAGCUGAGGGCAUCUGUCUGCAGAUCAGGAGCUGCAAGGACCUUCCUCGCUCUGUCGCCGUCAUCUUGGGCUUCGACGAUGAGUCUCGCCGCUCAGAUUCGACGGAUUGUGGAUCGGCCGCGGCUCCAGGAGCGGCUCGGCGGGGGGACGCGGUCUCCAAUGGACACUUGAGAGAAAGCAGCAGCGAGCAGAGCUGCGGAGUGGCCUUCAUAUCGUAGUGAAGAGUGGAGAUGGACUAAGUGUGGGUGGAGCCACACAUACACCCCGCCCACACAGGCGUGUAAAAAGAUUAUUGAAAAUCUUAUUUUUGUAACUUCUUGUACCAUAUGGUGUCUGAUCCAGUCAUUCCUCGUCUGCUUGUCUCUGAAGCCUCAUUCAGACCAAUGAGGAGCAGGAGGAUGUGAACAUGUGACUGCUCAGUCUCAUGUUGGCUCCUCCUCCUGAGUGACAUCACAGAACCUAAACCUGUUUCUAAACAUUGAAGAUGAGGAGCAGCUGUUUGGCUUUGUGCAUUUAAUUUAAAAAAAAAAAA
Archocentrus centrarchus (flier cichlid) is the source of this 2423-nucleotide messenger RNA. It is a transcript of the gene tbc1d15, whose product is annotated as TBC1 domain family, member 15. Gene Ontology annotation, molecular function: GTPase activator activity. The record is from RefSeq and is a predicted model, not a curated record. The coding region runs from base 130 to 2109 and encodes 659 amino acids. Gene Ontology annotation, biological process: activation of GTPase activity. The transcript has 17 exons. NCBI's taxonomy places the organism in Eukaryota, Metazoa, Chordata, Actinopteri, Cichliformes, Cichlidae.